Molecule: messenger RNA, 1584 nt
Organism: Lolium perenne
Lineage: Eukaryota; Viridiplantae; Streptophyta; Magnoliopsida; Poales; Poaceae
Product: small ribosomal subunit protein uS2y
Biological process (GO): translation
Cellular component (GO): ribosome; small ribosomal subunit
Molecular function (GO): structural constituent of ribosome
Source: RefSeq, a predicted model, not a curated record
CCUCCCACCCCACCCAUCCACAUCUGUCCGCCCACACCCUAACCAACCAUGGUGGCGGCGGCUGGAGAAGCCCCGGCGCUGUCGCUCCGGGAGAUGGACAUACUUAUGAUGGUCGCCGCCGACGUCCACCUCGGUACCAAGAACUGCGACUGUCAGAUGAAUCGCUACAUCUCCAAGCGCCGCGAAGACGGCAUCUACAUCAUCGACCUCGGAAAGACAUGGGAGAAGCUUCAGCUCGCGGCGAGAGUCAUCGUCGCCAUCGAGAACCCGCAGGACAUCAUAGUCCAGUCGUCCCGCCCCUACGGCCAGCGUGCCGUCCUCAAGUUCGCGCAGUACACUGGCUCAACGGCCAUGGCCGGAAGGCAUACUCCUGGUACCUUCACCAACCAGAUGCAGACCUCCUUCAGCGAGCCCCGUCUGCUCAUCGUCACUGACCCAAGGACCGACCACCAGCCUAUCAAGGAAUCUGCACUUGGCAACAUACCUACAAUCGCAUUGUGCGACACUGAUUCUCCCAUGCGAUAUGUUGAUAUCGGCAUCCCAGCAAACAACAAGGGGAGAAACAGCAUUGGCUGCUUGUUCUGGCUCUUGGCCAGGAUGGUUCUGCAGAUGAGGGGCACUAUUCUGCCUGGUCGUAAGUGGGAUGUCAUGGUUGAUUCGUUUUUUUACAGAGACCCUGAGGAAGCCAAGGAGGAAGAGGUGGACGCUGCUGGACCAAUGUAUUCUACUGACCUUGCUGAUUAUUCAGCAGCUUCUGGUGGUCGAUGGGCAUCGGUAGAUUUUACCAUGCCUGUUCUAAAUGUUGAGUUUCCCAUGGCUGAAGACAUUGAGGAUCUCAAGGAGCCUGAUUCAACAGCUGGUCCAUGUGGUGGUGACCGAUGGAUCUCUCAUGUACCUGCACCCCUGCCUGAUGCUUAUGCUGACUGUCCAAUAUCUCAAGACAUUGAGGAUCUCAAGGAUCCUGAUUCAGCAACUGGUCAAUGUGGUGGUGAUCAAUGGACCUCUCAUGUACCUUCACCCCUGCUUGAUGCUUAUGGUGACUGGCAAAUAUCUCAAGCAGCUUCUGAUGUGGAUGGUGCCAUGCCAGUUUUUCUUGCCGAGUUCCCCAUGGCUGAAGACCUUGUGGAAGACAAAGAGCAGGAGGAAGCUGCUGGAGCCCCAGAGUAUUUUGUUGAUGCUGAUGCAGCUUCUGAUGUGGAUGGUGCCAUGCCAGUUUUUCAUGCCGAGUUCCCCAUGGCUGAAGGUCUGGCUGUUGGUCUUGAUCAAUGGGAUGAAGAAGGGGCACCUGUUGCUGUGGAAGGUGUCGCUCCUGCCACCUUGGCUCGUACAACUCUGAUGCAGUAGCGCAACUUGUGGGGCUUAACUCUUAUGAAGGAACUUAUAUUUAGGAUUUUUUAGAUGAGCAUCAUUGUGAUGGAGCUUCAGAGAUGUGUUAUAUGUUACUUGACUGUAAACCUGUUGGUCCUUUAAUUUUGUGGCUCACAACUGAAGAACAAAAUUAGUACUAUGACAUGCUGGGUUGAGACUUAUAUAUGCUCACUUGUGGUUUGUAUCAAUUAGGAUAUGAGAUUGCUAUUUCGCUCA